This is a messenger RNA of Thamnophis sirtalis, 826 nucleotides long. Lineage: Eukaryota; Metazoa; Chordata; Lepidosauria; Squamata; Natricidae. The record is from RefSeq and is a predicted model, not a curated record.
AUGCCGCCCUUCGUGUUGCAGGGAACUCUUGUAUCGCCGAUUCUGAGUUGGCGGGUGUGUUUAUUUCAAGAGGAUGUUUAUCGGAAAGAGAGUCAGUUUUGUUGUUCUCCAUCGGCAGCACACUUUGUGGACGUACAGAGCCUGAAGAACAAGACUGGCAGACUGGCAGAGAACAGGGACAUGCGUUCCAAAGAGCCAAACAUUGUCGCCAAGAUCAAAAAUCCUUGUUCACUUAAUAAUACUAUUUUACNGGCGGUUCCCGACUGCGUCCAUCUGGAAGGCCUGCCCUGCAAGUGGUUCGCCCCCAAAGGUUCGGAGAGCGAGACCCCCAGCGAGGAGGUCUUGAGGACGGUCUUUGGCGCUUUCGGGACGAUCAGGAAUGUGGACAUCCCCAUGCUGGACCCCUACAGGGAAGAAACGGUGGGGAGGAGCAGGAACCACUUCGUUUUCCGCGGGAUGAGGUCCUUCGAGGCCUUUGUCCAGUAUCAAGAGUCCGAAUCGUUCUCCCGAGCCAUGGAGACCCUGAAGGGCAUGAAGCUGAUGUUCAAGGCCGACGACGGCAAAGCUCUCGCCUGUAACAUUAAGAAAAAGACGGGACGAGGAGGACAAGAAAGGCGGAGAAGGAAGGAGGCGGUCUAAGAUCAAGAGGCGGGAAAAAAGGCGGAUCGACCGCGAGGAGAAACGCCCCAGGAAGCAUCUGAAAGCAACAGCUCCAGAAGGACUCAACUCCCAAGACCCGCCCGAGUGGGAGGAAAGAAAAUAUCUCUUGGCUCAGAGAAGGGUGGAAUCCAUCCGACUCCUCACCGUGCUGCUAAGCCAAAUACAA